CCAAAGUCACUGGCUGUUUCACCAUCCACCUUAGACUGCAUUUAAAACGAGUACACCCAGUUGCAAAAAGAGGGAAGGUUUUUGUAUCCGCGGCAGAUGAUCAAAGAUGAAUGAGGAAGCUAGCUUUGUUUAUCUCGCCACUGCACAUUAAAGCGUGCAGGAAGACAUGGACCCGAAAUGCCUUUGAAGCAACUGCGCCACCAUGUAUUUGGGUUCUAACAGCCGCUCAAAGCCCAGCCCCAACAGCAGCAGCAUCACUGAGCUGCUCAGUGCUCUGUGUGACUGCAGCCUCUCCGGGGUGUCAUGGAAGCGCCGGGCUUUGGGGGGAGUCUCCAGAGACAGCUUUCACAGGGCUCUCAAGAAGCGUGCCUAUGGUGCCCUGCUGUCAAAAGUGUUUCAAGAUGCCACCAAAGACUCCCCAUUAGGACAAAGUGCAACAAGGAGCACACCACCCAGAAACAAAGUCCUGAUGAUGUGUUUUGACCUACGCGUGGCAGGGUGCAGAGAGGAAGCAGAAGCUUUGGAGGAGCAGCUGGGAAUGCUGCCCGAUGGAGCUUCCUCUGGUCUUAAAGAAGUAGAUGCAGUCCUUGAACUUCUGGUCUUUCUGGCUGGCUCCGCACCUCCACCCAUUGCCUCCUUUAACAGGGAUUACAUGAGGCGAGAAAGGCCUGUGCUGCGGAGACCUCAACCCUGGAGUUACCAAAGCGAGGAGCUGCAGAGACUCGAGGCCCGGGCAUGGGGUUUAGUUUGUGGGGAGGAGUGGGGCACUCUGGAGAGUCUUUGUGCGGCUCAGAGGCUGAUGGAUGCUCCACCCGGGACUGGCUUGUUGGCUCUGAGAACUAAACUUGAUGCAGAAGAAAAGUUUGAGAAGGAGACCAGAUUGUCUCUGUUUGGAGCACUUCAGCACACACGCACAUCAGACAUGGACAUAAGACUGGACAUACCUCCUGUUCCCAGUAAUGUUGAUGUUACUGGACUUGCUAUUAGGGUUCCCCACUGCUUGGAUCAGUCUGAGGAUGAAGGCUUUCAGUCUGCAUCAAAUUUGACCCCAGACUCUCAAUCAGAGCCAAGCUCAGUUCCAGACUUUGAUAUGUGGGAGGCUCUUCGGACCUUUGAGCCUGGAAGACGCCGCUGCUGGGAGUCUGUUGGCUGUCCACCAGGAAAACACGAGUCUUUCUACCUAACAGAAGGAGGCAGGGAGGCUUUUGACCAGCUGUAUCGGCUAUGGGAGGGGCAAAUGAGGGUGGUGAGCCUGAAUACACCCUCUCCUAUCCUCCCGCUGCCUCUGGACUCUCAGACGCAAUUGGUGUCUGACCUCCUUAAUGUCCUGAUUGGAGUGGCGUCCAGCACCUUCCCUCUCAACCAGAAUGUUCAUUUUGACGUCAGACCUGGCGUCUGCAUCUCAGGAGCUUCUGCAGAGAGCGUGUCUCGUCUCUUGGGAGAAUUAGCCCAGUAUGGCACAUACUACCUGAGGCUUAGCCGCUUCUCUCUGCAGAGUGCUGACAAGAAAGGCCUCGUCUUCCAGGCUUUCACCGGAGGACUGAGAAAGUACCUGCAUUACUACAGGGCGUGUGUUCUGAGCACUCCACCUACUCUCAACCUGUUGACCAUCAGCUUUCUUUUCCGCAAAGUGGGCCGCCAACUCAGGUACCUGUCGGAGCUGUGCUGUGUAGACGGGCUUUUGGGUGCUGGCCAAGCCACCUUUCCUGUGGGAAUUAAGCUGCUGUCCUACCUGUACAACGAAGCCCAGAAUAACUGCAGCAAUGAAAACUAUCCUGUCCUGCUGUCACUGCUAAAGAGCAGCUGUGCGCCAUACACACGGUUCGUUUCUGACUGGGUUUACAACGGCCUUUUUCGAGAUGUUUAUGGUGAAUUCAUGAUCCAGGUCAACGAAGAAUACCUCAACUUUAGGGACAAACACUUCUGGAGCCAAGGCUACACUCUGAUCUCAAAAGAUGUAGAGGAUUGUGUGCCAAUUUUCCUGAAACACAUUGCCAACGACGUGUAUGUCUGUGGAAAGACCAUCAACCUCCUCAAAAUCUGCUGUCCACAGCACUACAUCUGCUGGUCGGAGCUGCCAGCACCCCGCAUCGCUGUCACCUUCUCCCUGCAGGAGGUGGAGGAGAUUGAGAGGGAGUGUGCGGUGUAUCGUGGACGCAUGGAAAGGAUCGCUAAACACAGUGCCGUCAGCCGGGAGGAGCAAGCUCUCCGAACAGAGAAAGCCCGCCAGGAGCUGAUCAAUCAGGUCAGAGAGUCUGCAGUCAAAACCCUGGAGAGCAUUCGUGGGCGUCAAGUGUCACUACGUCUGGCUGAGGAGGCCAAAAAGAGAGAGCGCUUUGAGGAGCUGAAGCAGCAAUUGGAGCAGGAGCAGGAGUGGCGAAACGCAGCCAAGAAGAAGCAGGAGGCAGAUGACUUCAGCUUUACCAGAGAGCUAAGAGACAGAGAAAAGAGGCUACAAGCCCUAGAAGAGCAACUGGAAGAGAGAGCCAGAAAGGAGCUGAUUGCUCAGUACAGCCGUCUGUCAGAAGAAGCAGCUCGCAGAGAGAGACGAGCCCUGUGGAGAGUGCAGCGAAUGAGACUCGAUGAUGCUCGCACUCAGUUCUUCAUGGUUGACAGGCAGAACAUACAGGCAAUACUGGAGAAAUAUCCCUUGGGCAAGGAACGACCUCCCAUAGAAGAACUGCAGCCCUUGCCCUCUGCACAACAAGUAAUGAAAUGUUCAACUGAGGAGGAGCCAUCCGAGGACAUUCAGAACUCUGGAGUGGAGUCCCCCCCACAUGGUCCAAAUAAUGCAGCUUUUGCUCUUAUCCCUGAAGGCAUCAAUGACUUGGACCCUAACUCACCAAAUCCAGACAGUCAGCAAGUAGAUAAAGCCCUAGAGAUCAUUGGAUCUGAACUACCUCAAGCCGUACCCACUGCACAGCUUAUAGACUAUGACUUUAGUGCCCCCUUUAGUCCACUUGAGGGUAUCAUUAGCCAAACCACAAUCCAGGAAAGGCCACAUUGGGGACCAGCGGUUCUGCCUAAAUUGAUGCAAAACCAGAUAGGAACUGAGGAAAACCUGUGUCAAGUUGAGGAGGGCAUCCCUAAACCCAGUCCUUUUGGGCAUCCCUCUAAAUCCAACUUUGUUUUGGGGCACUACACACCAGAAGAACCCCAGAAAACCACUGUUCAUGGACAUCAAGUACUCACAGGUAGCAGUCACGAGGAACCUGCACUCCAACUGCCACAAGAUAGCGAAAAAAGGAAUUUGAAAAGUAACCCAGAGGGAUAUGAAGAUGCAGGUCAGUCUGUUACAACUGUGAAAGUUGAUGCAGCCCAGGGCCAAACUGUGACAACACAGGACAAUGGCAAUAAUCAAAGCGGUGGCAGACCUCAGUUAAGUCUUCCUGAUAAUGGAGUUGAGUCUGAAGGACAAAAACCUCAAGAUCAGAGCUCAGAAGCUCACAAUACAGCUUUUGACAAUCUUUUACCUUGUCAAAGUCUUGUUUCAAUGGGUUCCGUUAAGGCUGAAGAGCUGCUCUCAGAUGCUAAAGCCCCUCAACCGUCAACAGGCAUCCCUGGCCAUUCUUUUGAUGCUCACAUCAAAGUUGGACAAUAUGUUCCUGACGUGGGAGUUUUGGCUCAACCUUCAAUAGCCCGUAGUCAUUCAUCCGAUUCCCACAUCAAAAUUGGAGAACACGUUUCAGACGUUGAUACCCCUCCACCGGCAUGCAGCCUGUACGGACACUCUUCUGAUUCUCACAUCAAAAUUGGGGAAAAUGCUACUGAAUUUGUGCCCCUUGUCCCUGUUCGGAAUAUCCACGGCCAUGUGUCAGAUGCUCACAUCCUUGUUGGGGACCUAUGGUCAGACAUCAUGGCGCCUGUGCCUCCACCAAGUGUAUAUGGUCAUUGUUCAGAUGCUCACAUUAAAGUGGGAGAGAACGUUUCAGAUGUUGUAGCUCUCCAUCCUGUUCCCAGCAUCCACGGUCACUCCUCAGAUGCUAAUAUAAAACUAGGGGAGUUUGUGUCCAACAUCCCAGAAAAUCAACCUCGAUGGAGUGAGCAUGGGCACGCUUCAGACUGCAUCCUCCAACCGGGAUGUGUGGUAUCAGGAGCAGAACCGCCUCUGCAGUCCUUGCCUGGAAGCUCUUACGGUCACUCUUCCGACUCAGCACUGGUCAUCGGAUGUGUCGUUUCAGGAUAUGAACCAAAGCUCUCUCCUUUACCCGGCAGCGAGCAUGGUCAUUCAUCGGACUCACAUUUAGGCAUCGGCUGCGUUGUCUCUAAAACGGAACCACCGCCAUCACAGCUACCAGGAAGCACAUAUGGCCACUCGUCUGAUUCAAACCUUGGGGUUGGUUGUGUGGUCUUGGGCACAGAGCAGCCGCCCGCCACACUUCCAGGCAGCAUGUACGGCCACUCAUCAGACUCCUCACUUGGACUGGGCUGUGUGUUGAAAGAAAAAGAUGAUGGACACCCGAAAAAGUCAACGGAGGAGGACGGCAAAGGCAGCAGCUGCGAGCAGCUUGAAGAAAGCCCGUCCCAUGCGUUCGGUGUGAAGUCGUCCUCCGUUGAAAGCUACGAGGAGGAAUACAUCUCGGCUUUGUCUUCUCAUUACCAGGUGGAACACUAUGAAGACUUUUACAACUUUUUGGAUUUGUCUCCUGAGAGUCAGCUGCUGAAGCAGGUAACUCGGGGCCCCUGGGGCCUUCCUAUGGAGCCCACACUCCGCAGAUCCACAGACACCACAUCUGUCCAGCUGAGUGAAAUGGUUUCCCUGCCUGUGUUGAUAAAACACUCUGUCACUGCCCCACUCAUCACACAUGUGUCGUUGGUGAAUAAAGCCGUGGUGGACUACUUCUUUGUGGAAAUAGGUGUGGAAAAGCACUUUGAGGUGCUGCGUCACUUCUUGCUGAUGGAGGACGGAGAGUUUGCACAGUCGCUUAGUGAUCGGCUCUUUGAAAAGAUGGUCAGUGGUCAGACACCUGGUGAGCUGCUCACCCCUCUGGUCCUGAACUCCAUCCUCAGUAAGGCCCUGCAGUACAGCUUGCAUGGGGACACGCCUUUAGCCGCAAACUUUACAUUUGCGCUCCGCUUCCUUCCGGAGACCUUUCAUCCCCACGCACCGGACUCUCUGAACUGUCUGGAGCUACGCUACAAGGUGGACUGGCCUUUGAAUAUCAUCAUCACUGACAGCUGCAUGAACAAGUACAACCGCUUGUUUUCAUUCCUGCUGCAGCUCAAACACAUGGUGUGGAGCCUCCGGGAUGUCUGGUUUCACCUCAAGAGGACAGCACUGGUGAAAGGUGCAGGCCGCUCCGUGCAGUUCCGCCAGCUGCAGCUGUACCGCCACGAGAUGCAGCAUUUUGUUAAAGUCAUUCAAGGCUACAUCGCUAACCAGAUCCUGCAAGUGUCCUGGAGUGAGUUCACUGCCAAGCUGGCUACUGUCAAUGACCUGGAUGCCAUCCACCGCACACAUGCAGACUACCUCAACAGAGCCAUCUUCAGGGGUCUUCUGACAGACAAAGCAGCUCCAGUCAUGAACAUCAUUCAUAGCAUCUUUAGUCUGAUCCUCAAGUUUCGGGCCCAACUAAUUGCACAGCCGUGGGACAACCAGCAGGGGGAGGCUGUGCAUCCGAGCUUCAUUGCCAUGCAGCAGUCAUACAACACCUUCAAGUAUUACUCCCACUUCCUCUUUAAAGUGGUUACAAAGCUGGUGAACAGAGGAUAUCAGCCUCAUUUGGAGGAUUUUCUGCUGCGUAUUAAUUUUAAUAACUACUACAAAGACUCCUGAGUUGGGUGCUAGUCUGCAUGUUGUAGAGUCAAGUGUCCAAUUUCCUGUUGUACUUUCUAUCACCUUCACGUGAGUAUUCCAAUUCCAUCUGCACUUUUAGAAGACUGAAACUUUACAUUUAGCUUUGAGCAAUCCUAAGGCUUAUAAAAUGUAAUGUGUGCUUUUAAAACCUUGUACUACAAUGCCUCCUCAUGUGUGCCUACAACCAUUUUCAUUUUAGUACUAAAGAAAGUCAGUGUUUUCGUGUAAAUACAAAGUGUUCUGUAAAUAAAGUUCUAUGCUCUGAAGUGAUGGGGAAAAACAACUUUACAUCGAUAUUUAACAAAUACUUUUAUUUUGUUACAUUUUCCAUAUUAAUGUCUAAUUGAAAAAAAGUGUAGAUUCCAGUAAGCUGGACCUUUACCAAAAGAAAACAAAAAAAUGAAUGUACUUCUUGCCCUAUUAUUAAAAUGUGUUUUUUCAAGCAGUA
Molecule: messenger RNA, 6245 nt
Organism: Oryzias latipes (Japanese medaka)
Lineage: Eukaryota; Metazoa; Chordata; Actinopteri; Beloniformes; Adrianichthyidae
Gene: tubgcp6
Product: tubulin gamma complex component 6
Biological process (GO): mitotic cell cycle; cytoplasmic microtubule organization; meiotic cell cycle
Cellular component (GO): spindle pole; gamma-tubulin complex; microtubule organizing center
Molecular function (GO): gamma-tubulin binding; microtubule minus-end binding
Source: RefSeq, a predicted model, not a curated record